Messenger RNA from Mycosarcoma maydis (corn smut), 747 nucleotides. RefSeq lists its product as uncharacterized. Bases 1 to 747 code for a protein of 248 amino acids. The transcript has a single exon. The record is from RefSeq and is a predicted model, not a curated record. NCBI's taxonomy places the organism in Eukaryota, Fungi, Basidiomycota, Ustilaginomycetes, Ustilaginales.
AUGAGAUCCAUGUUCCAACUCAGUACCCUGGUCUGCGCCGCCGCACUGGCGACGUCGGCGGUGGCCAUGCCCACGCCUGCCGAGCCGCUGUUUGUGUCUCGAAUGGUUCGACGACAGAUUUUACACGACAGCUCUGCGCCUGUUCCAUCUGUUGCCACCUCCACGUGUGGAGAAUAUGCAUUGCAACAACCGCAGAAGCUCCAAUUACGAUCUUACAACGAUUCGGCCUCGGCGUAUUUCUCCGUCAGUGACACUAAUUCGCAGUACCUGCUAACAGCACUUGCCCCGACGAGCGGUUCGCAGGACGCAUACGAGUUUGACUUUCAAACAUGCAACUACACCGGCUUCACCCAAGGCUUUUCGCGAAACCGCGGCGGCAGUAUGGGCGCUCCCGUCGAGUUCUGGGGCCGCGUCGUCACCAAUGUUACCACCACCACCACCGCCGCCACCGCUGCCGCCGAGCAGACGUCCCAGCAAAAGUGCCUCUCGGCCUCUUCUGCUCAGGACACCAGCGGCACCUUUACUCUCGACAGCUGCAACGACGCCGACUCAAAGCAGUGGUUCCGUCUGCAGGAAGGCAUCGGUGGCGCCCAAUUAUCCUACUUCCCCGUCCAAAAUCACACCGGCUACCAGUACAACGGCCAAACGCCCGAGUUCUUCCAAGCUGAUCUUCAUCCAUCGUCCCAAGAUGUCAACGCGGUUCGAUAUACGCAAGUCGACUCAUAUCAGUACGUCCUUUUCGACUGA